AUGCAGGAAAGCAGGACCGUGUCACCUUUAGGACCGGUCGUCCUGCAACGAGAGGAAGCCGAUAUGCGUGCCGGUCUAUCGCUGCCGCCGCAGGAAAGGAGACCUGUAUUGCUCGUACGCACCGGUGAAUCAUUUGCGAGAUACGACAACGUACGGCAACAACAGUCGCCGUCGAGUCCACCGAUUCUACGAUCCGUCACUGCCGUCGAGAAAGAUCAGUACCAUGAAACAGAUUUGCACAUCAGGGAGAAAAGGUCCAACGACGAAGAGGAGGAAGAGCAGGAUGAGGAGGAAGAGGAUGAGGCUGAAGACGAGCGAAACACAUCGAGCAGAAGGAAUGUUGUUGUUGACGAAGAAGACGACGAGGAACAGGAAGAAGAGGAAGAGGAAGAGAGCCAACCCGAAGGACAUCGAAACGGCGGCUACCACGAGGACGGAGACAUCGAAGUCGACGUAUGCCGGGAGGAUGCUGACGAGAGUAAUCCAAGCAGCCCGGUGGAUCUCACGGCACCCUCGUCGAGGGGUGUCGCAUCCGAGCAAUUUGUUCAUCCGUUCGCCAACCGCGUACAUUCUUUUACCUGUGUACAAAGUAGUGGCCACGGGCCCGCCGGUCACGGGACACCAGUGUAUAUAUCCGGACACGGCGCUACCGGCUCGGCCGUCAUGACGGUCACGGUACAGACCAACAACAAGCGGUGCCUCGCAUUCUCCGUCGAGAAUAUCCUCGAUCCAAACAAAUUUACUGGUGGCCGUGUCGUCCACAAUCGUGUGCAGCAUCGUCGACAUCGGCGCGCCGGCAGCGUACACGAAGACGGCGACUCGCGAGGCGAAUUCGCCUGCGGCAGCGGCCAAGAAGAUGAGGAAGGUACACCGGAUACCAUCAUGGAGGAAAUGGAAGAAGACGCCGAGGAAGAAGAAGAGGACGAGGAGAUUGAAAUGCGAGUCGUGGAUCAAGAUUCUGGGAGCGUCGGACGAGAAAAUACAACCAGCGGCGGCACCAACACGACCACGUCGAACUGCAAGAAACGACAAUCCUCGUCGUCGUCGUCUACAUCGUCGAGCAGCAUUCAGGUCCAAAAUUGUCAGGGUCAAAACGGACAAAACGGCAGUAGCGGCGGCGGCGGCAACGACAGCGGCGGUGGUGGCGGCGGCGGCGGAGGUGGCGGAAGUAAUAGUAAUACCAGUGGCAAACCCAGAAGAGCGCGGACAGCCUUCACAUAUGAACAGUUGGUCAGGCUAGAGAACAAGUUCAAGACGACCAGAUACCUGUCCGUGUGCGAGCGUCUGAAUCUGGCGCUUGAGCUGCAGCUGACUGAGACCCAGGUGAAGAUCUGGUUCCAGAACCGGCGAACCAAAUGGAAGAAGCAAAACCCUGGUCUAGACGUAAACAGCCCUACCGUGCCGACGACGCCACCGCAUCCGUCGCCGUACGCACCCGCCUUCCUCUUCGCCGCGCAUCCUCAUCAGCACCCAUUGCCACACUCGCAUACGCAUCCACAUCCGCAUGCUCAUGUACACCACCCGCCGCCAGUGCCGCCGCCGCCGCCCGGAUAUUACCACCCAGCGGCCCCACCUUACCCGCCGACCGGACCGACCUUCUUCGGCCAUCAUCUGUCGGCGACUCCUGCUGCGACUGCGUCAGGGCCGCCGCCGACCUCUACGCCUUCCUCCACCGGCCUGGCUCUUUCGUCUCAUCCGCAUCCGCACACGCAUCCGCACGCAUAGCGAAAUCGGCAAUG
Messenger RNA from Mycetomoellerius zeteki, 1739 nucleotides. RefSeq names its product myb-like protein P. The transcript is spliced from 3 exons. Gene Ontology annotation, cellular component: nucleus. Lineage: Eukaryota; Metazoa; Arthropoda; Insecta; Hymenoptera; Formicidae. Bases 1 to 1725 code for a protein of 574 amino acids. Gene Ontology annotation, biological process: regulation of transcription by RNA polymerase II; cell differentiation. Gene Ontology annotation, molecular function: RNA polymerase II cis-regulatory region sequence-specific DNA binding; DNA-binding transcription factor activity, RNA polymerase II-specific. The record is from RefSeq and is a predicted model, not a curated record.